UAUAUAGCCCGCAGGCAGCUCACGGUAUCAUUAAGGAUCCAUAUUUCCUCAGCGUGCCACCACCAUGUCCUCCAACGAUGGCAGUGCAGGAAACUGGCAGCAAGGAGGAGGAAUGGGCCCGUGCUGCGGCACCCCGACGCCGACGCUGCUCGCCGCGUUGGCAGCGUCCUUCGCCUGCUGCUUCCUCCUCGUCCUCGUCUUCCUCAGCCUGCGCUUCCUCCACCUUCGCCGCACCUGGUCGCGGCGCAACAGUGCACAGCCCCUGCAAGGGCAGGUCCAGGCCCCGCAGCCCAAGAUUGGCCUCGACGCCGCCACCAUCGCGCUCAUCCCGUCUUUCCCGUACCAGCGGGACAGCUCGGCAUCGUCGCCGGCCGAGUGCGCGGUGUGCCUCAGCGUCGUCGACGACGGGGAGACGGUGAGGCAGCUCCCGGCCUGCAAGCACCUGUUCCACCAGGCGUGCGUCGACGUGUGGCUCCUGUCUAAUGCGUCGUGCCCGGUCUGCCGCGGGAAGGCCGAGCCGGCCGCCCGUGCCGAUCGGCAAGAGAGAGCCCCGGCGUCGGCGGCCGUCGUGCCUCUCGAGAUAUUGGACGAAGAGAUGGAGGCUUUCUCAUCGUCGACGUCCGGGCCCGUGACAGAGCGGCCGGGACUGCUCGGCGGGCGGGCCUCCGGAUCCGGCCAGGAAGCAGACUUGGAACAGCAAUAGCAGCAGCCAUUGUGUCCUGCAAGUCGGUGACUCGUAGAUUGCACUGUCUUGAGAACUAGGCAGCAACAGUUCGACAUGAAUUCCUUCGUGUCAUGCUAUGUUCUUCUCUGCCACAUACAAAGAGUAUGAUGAAUGUUGGAUAUGCAAGCAUUAUUGCUCAUUCCUUCCUUUUCUU
This is a messenger RNA of Lolium perenne, 878 nucleotides long. RefSeq names its product E3 ubiquitin-protein ligase ATL23-like. The record is from RefSeq and is a predicted model, not a curated record. Gene Ontology annotation, molecular function: transferase activity. Lineage: Eukaryota; Viridiplantae; Streptophyta; Magnoliopsida; Poales; Poaceae. Gene Ontology annotation, biological process: protein ubiquitination.